AUGUCCGUUUACGUUAUCACUGGAGUGUCCAAGGGAAUCGGGUUCGAGUUCCUUAGGCAGAUCUGGGAAGACCAGAAGAACCUGGUUGUCGGUCUGGUCCGCGACAAAGCUGCGACCGAGAAGAAGAUAGCGGCAGAGCUGGGCGACCGUCCCAAUAUCCACAUCCUCCAUGCAGACCUCACCAAGUACGCCAGCCUGAAGCAAGCCGCUGCCGACACGGCCGAGACCAUCGGCGAGCGUGGCAUCGACUAUCUGGUGGCCAACGGAGCUUUGGUGCCCUACCUCGACACCUAUGGACCCAUCGGCGCAUUGUAG
Messenger RNA from Letharia columbiana, 315 nucleotides. RefSeq lists its product as uncharacterized. The coding region runs from base 1 to 315 and encodes 104 amino acids. The transcript is spliced from 2 exons. NCBI's taxonomy places the organism in Eukaryota, Fungi, Ascomycota, Lecanoromycetes, Lecanorales, Parmeliaceae. The record is from RefSeq and is a predicted model, not a curated record. Gene Ontology annotation, molecular function: oxidoreductase activity, acting on the CH-OH group of donors, NAD or NADP as acceptor.